UUGCAACAGCGUAGAAAAGGCGUCCCGGGUUCAAAACCACACGUGGGUAUCAUUGGCGCAGGACUGGCUGGCCUCCGGUGUGCGGAUAUACUGUUGCAAAAUGGAUUCCAAGUGACCAUCAUCGAGGGCCGUGAUCGCAUCGGCGGCAGGCUCUACCAGGAGAGACUUGGCAACGGUCACUUGGUUGAUAUGGGACCUAAUUGGAUACACGGCACUGACGAUAACCCCAUGCUGGACCUGGCAAAGCAAACGGGAACGGCCGUUGGAACUUGGGAUCUGACGUCUUACGUCUUUAACGAGGAGGGUAGCUUAUUGCCGGUGCAGGAAGGAGAAAAAUAUGCCACUCUAGUGUGGGAUAUCAUCCAAGAUGCCUUUAUACAUUCCAACAAGUCAUCUGCAGACAUCGAUGAUAGUAUAAGUCUGUUGGACUUUUUCAAAGAAAAGGUGGUGGAAAAGAUUCCCGAAUCCGAGGACAACUUCCAGAAGAAGAGAGAGACGGUGCUGCAGAUGUCUGAGAUGUGGGGUACUUUCGUCGGCAGCGCAGUUGGUCGACAGAGCUUGAAGUUCUUCUGGCUGGAGGAGUGCAUCGAGGGCGAGAACCUGUUUUGCGCCGGCACAUACGAAAAGAUCCUGCAAGAGGUCGCACGGCCAGCGCUUUCACAUGCCACAAUCCAAUUCGAAUCAGUCGCCGACAAGAUCUCCUACAGGACAGAGCAAGAUGAUCAAGUCCGAGUCCAGCUCAAGGGCGGCCAAACCUUGGCGUUUGACGAGGUCGUCGUCACAUGCCCCCUGGGGUGGCUGAAACGAAAUCUCACCGCAUUCGACCCUCCCCUGCCGUCAAUGCUCACAAAGGCCAUUGGCUCCAUCGGCUACGGAAGUCUUGAGAAGGUCUACAUUAGCUUUCCCAAGGCAUUCUGGCUGCCGGCCGAAGGCGAUGGUCGCAGAGUCCAGGGCUUUGCCCAGUGGAUCGCUCCCAGCUAUCAUGCUGAGAACCCUCGAGGGUGGAAUCAGGAGGUGGUUGAGCUGGCCAGCAUUGCGCCUGAAGCUGCUCACCCCACGCUCCUCUUCUACAUUUACGGUGAGCAGUCCGAUUACCUGACUGCCAAGGUGGCCGAGCUGGACGGCACGGAUAAGAAAGACGCCUUCCUCCUGGACUUCUUCAAGCCAUAUUAUUCCCGGCUGCCGCAGUACUCUGAAGAGUCGCCAGACUGCCAGCCAGUCUGCUGUCUCUCAACUAAUUGGGUGCGCGACGAGCUGGCGGGACACGGCAGCUACUGCAAUUUCCAGGUCGGCCUGGCAAACGGCGAUGAGGACAUCAAGACGAUGAGACAGGGUUUGCCGGAGCAAGGGCUGUGGUUAGCAGGCGAGCACACGGCGCCGUUUGUCGCACUGGGGACGGCAACUGGGGCGUAUUGGAGCGGAGAGUCUGUCGGCAAGAGGAUAGCGGAGGCAUACGAGCAUGAGCACGGCGUGGAAGUGGCUCCAUAA
Messenger RNA from Trichoderma harzianum CBS 226.95, 1488 nucleotides. RefSeq lists its product as hypothetical. The transcript is spliced from 3 exons. The record is from RefSeq and is a predicted model, not a curated record. NCBI's taxonomy places the organism in Eukaryota, Fungi, Ascomycota, Sordariomycetes, Hypocreales, Hypocreaceae. Gene Ontology annotation, molecular function: oxidoreductase activity. The annotation marks the transcript as partial.